UUCUUCCUGUGGGCUCUUGAGUCAUGCCCAGGCUGACACUGCUUUCAGAGUCCAGUAAAUCCAUUAAGAGUUGUAUAGCCUUUCUUGAUGAUCACAGAGCAGCCCUGCUUUGCUUAACAUCCAGCCAAUCAUUUUACAGGUUGGAUUUAUCAUCACUCUUGGUCAAAAUCCAAAUAUUGCUACUUCACGUCAUCAACAUGUUUUGUUUUUAAACCCAGAGAGAUAUACCAGACCACCUUGCCAGAGAGAGCCCGAAUCUUAUUCUCAUGAGCUGGACAUGUUAAUCUGCAUAACUAAAGGAAGCCAGGUGGCCAACGGCACCACAUCCACAGCUCUGUCUCACUCGACAAUAACAAAUUGUAUAUAAACUGGUUUCCAUGGUUUAUCUGUCCGCUUUGCAGGUGGCUGAGGAGAUGCGGUUUGUCUCUUCGCUUGUUAAGGAGUGAGAGGCGUCACAUUUACCCCCAACACAUUACAGACAAGGGCUUCAUAAAUAUUAGGCUCUUUGUCCAAGAAAGAGGUCGGUCCUGACAGAUUGAGAAAUGAUGGCCUUCACUUUGCUAGCUUGCCUGCACUUCAUGUUACCUUUUGUUUCUCCUGCAAGAAAUAUUUCUCUCAAGUGCAUGCAAGAUACUGAUGAAUUCCUUUCUGAUCUGAAUUCACCGAAGCCCAAAGAAUACGCUCUGAGAAUGUAUGACUCGGUGGGGAAGCUUGGAAGCAACGUUCUUAGUGGCAACCUGGACAGGUUGGGAUCCUACAGCGAGUGCCUUUCCACCCGGGGCCCCGAGGGAAGAUUCCGAGGCCAGUACUGCAAGCUUCAUCUGCUGCAGGAUGGAGCAGACUAUAGUGUGGGUGUGUGUGUCCCUGACUCUUGCGGUGAAGAGGAUGUGACCGUGAUGUCUCAGCUGGAUAUGCUAAGGUUCAGAAAUACUUCAUUUUUGGCACCUUCCCUCUCCCUGUUUACGAGAAACUCUUCCUCCUCAUCUUGUGAAAGUGUGGCCAGAUGCGCUGCUGGGGUGUUUCGGCUGGACACGUUUGCCUCCGUGUGUCUGUUCAUCACCUUGCUAGGCCUUGUCCUUCCUGUGGUGGGGACUGUUUACAUGGUGGCCAGGAAAUGGGGCUUGGACCUCAGGCCAUCACCGGCACACGGGACUUCGGCAGGCUGUGAGAAUCUGCCUUUGAGAAAUGUGGAGAGCGAUGGGCAAAGAAGCAGGAGCCCACAGACCAAUUGCCAAGUUCAUCUCUCCCCACCAGGACCCCUGAGCAGAGGAAAAAGGUUUCUAGGAGCCGUGGAUGGAGCUCUACAGUGCUUUUCUUGGCAAAAGAACAUGCCAGCCAUCUGUACCCCAGAGCUGCCAGAAGGCACCUGCCAGACCCUGAACGGGAUCCGAGUCCUGAGUCUCCUUUGGAUUGUCUCGGGACACACCAGUCAGAUGACUGCUUGGCUGUCUUUGGAUAACGUGCUUGAAUGGAGGGCCAGAGUGCCGACAAACCCGCUGUACCUCUACUCUCGGAGUGGCCCGUUCUACGUUGGGGUGGAUACGUUUUUCCUGAUCAGUGGUUGGUUAAGUGCAAGGUCAUUUCUAAAGAUGCACCGGAGCACAAACGCGGGAAUAACCCCUAAAAUCAUGCUCAGAUACUUUCUCAAACGUUUUACAAGGUUGCAGCUUCUUCAUCUGUACUCAGUGUGCUUGCUGGUUGGACUCUUCUCCUUGGUUCCCUGGGGACCUGUCUGGGAGGUUCCGCACUUCCACUGGGAUAACUGCCGGCAAGUCUGGUGGACGAAUCUGCUGCUGCUGAAUAACUUCGUGUCUGUUCAGAACGCCUGCCAUGGCUGGACUUGGUACCUCGCCAGCGACUUCCAGUUCCACCUCCUGACGCCGCUGAUCUUCUUCGUCCAUGGAAAAAAUAAACGUGUCCUUGUCCUCCUCGGGGCCCUGCUGUUCCUGACGUCUUUCGCGGCCACCGCUCUGCUCACGUUGGCUUAUAAACUCCCGGUGGCGUCCCCAUCAGCAGCCAGUGAAAACGAGACUGCACUGUAUUUCUCAGAGUAUUAUACCAAGCCCUACUGCCGGUGCGGCCCGUUCCUUGUGGGCCUCUUCCUGAGCAUGUUCAUGCAUUCGGACCACCCUACAAGCGUUCUCAAAACUACGAUGCAGGCCACGCUGGGCUGGACUUUCUCUCUGCUGACGCUGUUUGCAGUUGUCUCGCUGGCAUACAUAGUGGAUGACACCUCCCCCACCUCUCCUAUGGCUGCUGCCAUCUACCAGGCCCUCCAUCGGACCCUGUGGGCGGCAGCCGUGGGCUGGGUCAUCUUUGCCUGUCAGGAAGGCUAUGGAGGUCUGGUGACGCGUGUGCUUUCUUGCGGCAUCUGGCGUCUCCCAGCUAGCAUCAGUUACGCUUGCUACCUCGUCCACCCCAUAGUGAUCAUCCUCUAUAACGGACUGCAGGAGACCCUUCUUCACUAUACUGACACCAAUAUGUUCUAUCUUUUCUCUGGACACUGUGUGCUGACCUUCCUCUGUGGGCUGGCCCUGACGCUGUUCAUCGAGCGGCCAUGGCAGGAGCUGAAGUGGGGCCUGUGGGGACCAGUGCCUGCUGGGCCAUGAGCAUUCCGACUGAAACCCUGGAGAACCACAGCCCACCUGUGGUCCUUGGAAGGAAUGUGAAUCUGAUUUUGUGAACAUUUACUGUGUACGAUGUGUAUGGAUAACCUGUGUUCACUAUAAAAAGUGCUGCGAGCCACAGAAAUAUGAAAUAGGAAUUCAGUUGACGGUAGCAAAAAGAACUCUUCCAGAGGAUAAAGCCAAGAAUCAAGGAGUCUUGGUGAUACUGCUUUUGUAUGUAUUAGCUAUCUCCUACAGUGAAUUUCUUGUGUGCUAUUAUAGCUUUUCCAUUUGAUUGAUAAUUUAUUAGGCACAAUUUCCCCUAUUGGGGUAUUUGGAUAAGAUCCCCAGGCUUUUGUUCUCCUGUUUAUCAUUAGACCAAGAAGUUUGCCUUUCUAUAAUUAUCUCCAUGAGCAAGUAUCUGGCCAGGGCCAUCUCUGGACAAAAGCAUUUUAUCUGAGACAUCUCUCAAACAUCCAAGGGCAGACUGCAGAUAAGCAUCAAACCACCUGCUAGCCUCCUGAAGUAAGGUAAAUAUCCACCAAGGCCAGGCAGAUGUUAGGUACAAAGCUUUGUUCCUGUGUAAGUUAAGCUUAAACCCUCCUUUCUCCCAUAGCCCAAGUUCCCCUUUAACAAAAGCCCAGAACAAAAGGGCUUUUACAAACCAGGUACAUCAAGCUGUGACACAGGCUGUCCAGCUACUGAGUUCACUUCCCCCAUCCUGCCAGAAAACGGCACAGCUGAGAUUAGACUGAGACAGAUAUGGCUCCAAAGGGGAAAAAGGCAGUUUUAUUUUACUCAUGACUUAGUGACAUACAACUCCUAACAUUUUAAUAACCACCUCUAAGAAUAUAGUUUGAGCACAUAAAUUCCCCUUUUUGACCUCUCUCACCUCCCUCCUCUCCCUCUCUCCCUUCCUCCCUUUCCCUCCUACCUCCCUCCCUCUCCCCUCUCCUUCCCUCUCCCUUUCUCUCUUGACUUGGAUUUGAUUUUCUGUACUGCUGACCAUAGUGUUAAAGUAUUAAAAUGGAGGCCAGGCCCAAACCAUAAAAAGCCACACAGUUGGAGUUUUCCUUCUACAUGACCUUAGCUUUGCUUGAUUUGAAAACCUAAGCAAACCGUAAGUUGAACUACUUCUUGUACAUUUGCAUAUUAAAGAAAAACAAAACUUAAAUGCAACCAAUCAGAAGUAGACAAACAACUUACAUAACUGGAAACUCUCUAAUGGGAGGAGACCAAAUAAACAGCUGUGGAACUGUAACCAAUCACAUUGGCUUGGCUUCCAUGCCGCCCUGAUGAGUUCCCAUGCGAAGUACCUGGACCACACUGGGUUUGGAGCUGCCUAGUACCAAUUAGUGCUUGCUCAAAUAUACUCUAAAACUUUUUUUUGUGCCUCAGUUUACAUUUUAGCAUCAGGCAAUUACCCAAUGUAGUACAUGUAUCAUCAUUUAGGUCUUAAAGCUCAUGUGGUUUAUAAUGCUGUUAUCCUCACCAAAAUUGCUUCAUAUAGCUUUCUAUAUGUGUUAUUGUAGAAACAACUAGCUUUGUCCAUGUAUUGUUAUGAUGCCCUAUGGAUUUAUAACUUUACCUUGAGUCCUUAGGGUGCUGUGACCCACUAGCAUUUAUGACUCAUAAGACUUUGUCAACACAGGCUUUUAAAAGUCAUCUUUCCUAAAACACGGUUCCUAUUAUGAGCUGAAUUAUGUAUAUUCCCCUAAAAGACUUGUUGAGGUUCUAGUCCCCCAUACCUCAAAAUGUUGCCUUUUUAGAGAGAUUUCCAAGGUACUUAUGUUAAAUGAGGUCUCUGAGGCCUCAGGCCCCAGUUUAAUGCCUAGUGUUCUUAUAAAAGAUACAUACAGACACACAUACUUAAAACACAUACACACACUCACACACACAGGGAAGAUGAUGUGAAGACACUAGAUGAAGAUUGUUAUGCCCAGAUCACAGGGACCCCCAAAAAAACCACCACGGAGACCGAAUACCGCAUGUAAAAGCAAAGAACCUUUAUUUCAAGCUCCAGAGCUUGGUCCCUCUGUCUGUCUGACACAGAGGUGAGAGCAGAGAGCCCUGAGCUCAGGUGGGGGCAGAGUUUUUAUCAUAGCAGAGGUUGGGAUAAGGGGAUUCCAGGGUCUAGGACCCUGAUUGGCUGACAAUUGUCUAGGGAGUAUCUGUAAAACAAAAAACAGGUGUGUGCUAGACUCAAGGACAUUUGGCCACCUUAUCUAAUGGUUGGAACGUUUGGGAUGUCAGGUACUUCCUCACCCCUGGGUGGAUCCCUGGGUGGUAUCAGCUUAAGGCUUUUCCUGGAUCUGGGUGUUGCCUGCCAGUAAGCCUGUCACAGAAGCUGUGCCUAGGCCCCUAAGCCUGUCAUGGCUACUGUGUGGUCAAGCUGUUUUGGGGCCCCUCCACAAAGAUGACCGUUUUCCAUCUCAGGAAGGACCAAACAAACCCACGAUGGACAUCUGGCUGCCAGCACAGCAUGUGACAGAUGAACAUUUCUGUUGUUUCAAGUCACUUAGCUGGAGUAUUUUGUUAUAGCAGCCUUAGGAAGCUAUUGUGGCCCCCUUAAUCUACAGAGGGUACAUUUCAGGAGUCCCCCAGUAGAUGGCUGAAGCUACUAUGGUAGACUAUCAACCUCUGUAUGUUGUGUUUUUCUGUAUUCAUAUAUACCUAUGAUAAAGUAUAAUUUGUAAGAAAGAAACAAUAACUAAUAGUAAUUCAUAGUAGGAUAAUUAUAAUAUACUGCAAUAUACUAAUUCUAUAACUAUGAUAGCAAUAAAAGUUUUGUGAACGUGG
Peromyscus californicus insignis is the source of this 5405-nucleotide messenger RNA. RefSeq names its product O-acyltransferase like protein-like. The record is from RefSeq and is a predicted model, not a curated record. Lineage: Eukaryota; Metazoa; Chordata; Mammalia; Rodentia; Cricetidae. Gene Ontology annotation, molecular function: acyltransferase activity, transferring groups other than amino-acyl groups. The transcript has 15 exons. Bases 543 to 2609 code for a protein of 688 amino acids.